This is a messenger RNA of Penicillium alfredii, 318 nucleotides long. RefSeq lists its product as uncharacterized. The record is from RefSeq and is a predicted model, not a curated record. The coding region runs from base 1 to 318 and encodes 105 amino acids. NCBI's taxonomy places the organism in Eukaryota, Fungi, Ascomycota, Eurotiomycetes, Eurotiales, Aspergillaceae. The transcript has a single exon.
AUGAAGAAGGCUUCCUCAGAAGGAAAGCUCUCUCCCUUAUGGGAGAAGGCUCUGGAGAGCUAUCAUGAGGAGCUUGCUGCCGACGAUGACUUUCGGACAAUACUGGAGACUGGCAGCCUCGAGGAGCUUCUCGUGGAUGAUCAGCUUUUACAACCGUUCGGCCCACAGGGCAGGAAAGCAUUGGACUCGAUGAACCGACUGAAGCCCACAUUCAGAUUGCUGAAUGAUUUCUCAGUAGUUCUGGCAGUCUCCUUCGGUGCUGGUACAACCGUAACAGCGCUAGUAUGGGGCAGUAUCCGCAUGAUUCUCACGGUAUGA